Messenger RNA from Fraxinus pennsylvanica, 426 nucleotides. NCBI's taxonomy places the organism in Eukaryota, Viridiplantae, Streptophyta, Magnoliopsida, Lamiales, Oleaceae. The record is from the annotation of a GenBank genome assembly.
AUGGGGCUAAGAACGCUUGAUGUGGGAGGAAACAAGUUAACAGGUAAUAUUCCAGCAUGGAUAGGAACUCACUUAACAAGCCUGACAGAUCUUAGCCUUCGAUUUAAUGAAUUUGAUGGAAUCAUGCCUUCCACAAUUUGCCUCCUUACCAAUAUCCAUGUCUUGGACCUUUCUAGAAACAACAUUUCAGGAAGAAUAUUGCGAUGUUUAAACAAUUUUACGGCUUUAGUCCAGAAGAAUAGUUCAAUUGAAAACGCUGGAGAGGGGAAUAGUUUUGAAGAAGAUGAUGGGUUUAUAACGCUUGACUUUUACAUCUGCAUAGCAUUUGGUUUCAUUACUGGAUUCUGGAUAGUUGUUACAACUCUAAUCCUCGAGCAUUCUUGGAGGCAUUCCUACUUCAACUGGUGGAACAACGUUGGGAACUAG